Messenger RNA from Gavialis gangeticus (Gharial), 3565 nucleotides. It is a transcript of the gene DRD1, whose product is annotated as dopamine receptor D1. NCBI's taxonomy places the organism in Eukaryota, Metazoa, Chordata, Crocodylia, Gavialidae. Gene Ontology annotation, biological process: G protein-coupled dopamine receptor signaling pathway; vasodilation; adenylate cyclase-activating adrenergic receptor signaling pathway. Gene Ontology annotation, molecular function: dopamine neurotransmitter receptor activity, coupled via Gs; G protein-coupled receptor activity. The record is from RefSeq and is a predicted model, not a curated record. Gene Ontology annotation, cellular component: plasma membrane. The transcript is spliced from 2 exons. Bases 404 to 1759 code for a protein of 451 amino acids.
UAUUGCUAACUCUUGCUGAUCAAGCUACUGGCUUUUAUUUUUUCCCCACUUGCACCUUCACGAAAAAAAUACACCCGAUGCAAUCAGUGCAAUUGUUUUUAGGUUGGUUUCAUGUUUAUGAUUUGCUAUGCAAUUCAAAUGCUAAAUAAGGAAGAAUCACAAAUCUUCAUCCCAGGACAAACAGAAUCAAAGGGUAAAAGCUGUUGUCACAGAGCUGUUGAUACCUCUUAAUGAGAGUCUUGAGGAUGGAGUCGACCCAGGGAUGAAGAGACUGUAGCACAAACCUUGGGUUUUUGUUUGGUGAUGAGUAAUUAAUGGACGCCUGAUAUAUCUGUAAUCUCUGCAAGGCAAGGAGCUGAUGUCAUCAUGAAAAUCAUGAUAUGAUUGCCCCCCAGGAGAAACUAUGACUUGGAACGACACCACAAUGGAUGGGGAAGGGUUGCUUGUUGAAAGGGACUCCUCCUUUCGAAUCCUCACCGGCUGCUUCCUUUCUCUGUUGAUACUCUCCACGCUUCUGGGGAACACGCUGGUCUGUGCAGCUGUCAUUAGAUUUCGCCAUCUGAGGUCCAAGGUGACCAACUUCUUUGUGAUCUCCUUGGCAGUGUCAGAUCUUUUGGUGGCGGUCUUGGUCAUGCCUUGGAAAGCUGUUGCUGAGAUAGCCGGUUUUUGGCCUUUUGGUUCAUUCUGCAACAUAUGGGUGGCAUUUGAUAUUAUGUGUUCCACAGCCUCAAUCUUAAACCUGUGUGUCAUUAGUGUGGACAGAUACUGGGCCAUUUCCAGCCCGUUUAGGUAUGAGAGGAAAAUGACUCCCAGGGCAGCCUUCAUCAUGAUCAGUGUGGCAUGGACCUUGUCUGUGCUGAUUUCUUUCAUUCCGGUGCAGCUGAACUGGCACAAGGCUAAAACAACAAGCUUUUUAGACUUAAAUGUCAGUUUUCAAGGUAUGACCAUGGAAAACUGUGAUUCCAGUCUAAACAGGAUGUAUGCCAUCUCCUCUUCUCUAAUUAGCUUUUACAUACCAGUGGCCAUUAUGAUAGUGACCUACACAAGGAUAUACAGGAUUGCUCAAAAACAGAUAAGGCGAAUCUCAGCUCUGGAAAGAGCAGCAGUGCAUGCCAAGAACUGCCAAAACUCCACUGGUAACAGAAACAGUAUUGACUGCCAACAGCCAGAGAGCAACUUCAAAAUGUCUUUCAAGAGGGAAACAAAAGUUUUAAAGACUCUGUCAGUGAUCAUGGGGGUGUUCGUAUGCUGCUGGCUACCCUUUUUCAUAUUGAACUGCAUGGUGCCCUUCUGCGAACCUACUGCACCAUCAAGGGGAGCAGAACCCUUUUGCAUUAGUUCCACCACCUUUGAUGUUUUUGUUUGGUUUGGAUGGGCUAAUUCCUCACUGAACCCCAUCAUUUAUGCCUUCAAUGCUGAUUUCCGCAAGGCUUUUUCAACUCUGUUAGGAUGCUACAGACUCUGCCCCACCUCCAACAAUGCGAUAGAGACUGUUAGUAUCAACAACAAUGGAGCAGUUGUUUUUUCAAGCCAUCAGGAGCCCAAAGGAUCCAGCCCAAAAGAGUGUAACCUGGUGUAUCUGAUCCCACAUGCUAUUAUCUGUCCAGAAGAAGAACUUCUGAAAAAGGAAGAAGAGAGUGAACUAUCUAAGAGCUUGGAGAAAAUGUCUCCAGCACUGUCGGGAAUCUUGGAUUACGAAGCUGAUGUGUCUUUGGAAAAGAUCAACCCCAUUACUCAAAACGGGCAACAUAAAACCUGAACAGCAAGGUUAGCUCAGUAAAAUUGAAUCGUCAAAAAAGAUAUACAAGAUUUUUUAGUAAGAAACUAAGCUAUAGUGAGAAUUAUACCACCACAGGAAGUCCAGAGUUGAUUAUUUUCUCUUCAGUCAAACAUAGCAUUUAAAAACAAAGAAAGAAAAAAGAAACAACUAAAACCUAAAAGGUAUUUUUGUAUUGUUCAUACUGAAUAAAACUGAGAUGCAAGUUUAGGUAGUGUGAUGACAAGAAAAAUGUUUCUUCUCUGUAAGGACUUAGAGUUCAUCUGGAUUCUUGCUUAAAAUGAAGAAAGCUAUAAACCACGAACCAUUUAAUGAUUAACCCUUACUAGCAGAAAAAUGAAGUUCUGUUUGUCAUUUCUAGUGCUAGUGGGUGCUAAUUGGUUCGAAACGAAGUGUGAGGGAUUGUAAAGCUGGGUAGAUGCCUUCAUAAAUUAUUUCUGAAAAAUAAUUGAGCCUUAUAAUGAGAAUGGGUAUUUUUAAAGAUUUUGGAGGUAAUAAGUUGAUGCUGGCUUUAUUUAUUUAUUGUUUUAAAUGGAUAUUUUUCAUAUGUUAUAACAGAUCUAGCUUUAUUUAUCUUAUUUAAAAUGUCUAAAUAAUGGGAUAUUUGUAGGGUCUCACAACUACUUUUUGACCAGUCAACUUGUCAGCACUUUAUAAAUGACUAUUAAAAAUUCUGUUAGCCUGGAUAACCAAUGAGGUAAAUAAAGAUAAUAUAACUUUAAAAGUAUAGCAAAAGAUGUAGGGGAGUCAGUAAAACUGAAACUGCAGAAUUUUUUUGUGGGUUUCUUUAAAAAUAGGACCAGAGUUGACUGAUUGAUGAGUUGUGAAAGCUCUUCCCUUUAUAGAAAUAAAAAGACUUGCUGCUAUUUAUUUUAAAUUUUCAUGUUACAAAGACUUUGCUAGAAUGUCAGUUUGUGGAUCUGUAAAUACCUUAAAUAUGACUUCAACCUUAAGAAAAAUCCUAUUUGAGAAGAAAAAGCUUCUUAGAAAACAAUCAUUAGUAUAUACUGUUUUGUAUUUAUGUAAGAUAAACAGUUUUCUCAGACCUUUCUUAUUUCAAGUCUUGGAUAUCUUUUCUGAAGAAACACACCUGAUUAUAAUGGUAGUAAAAUGACAAAUCUUGUUACCAUCUGUAUUACUGCAGCCACACCAGUAGUCAAAAAUCAUGUUGUUUGUCUGCUGCUGUAUCACAGUCUCAAUUAACUUUACAAGUGAGGUACUUUAUUUAGUGCUUUACCUUGGAAGCUAGAAGGACAUUAAUUUUAGUCUUUAAUAUGUUAAUAGUACAUUGAAUUAUGAAUAGUGCCUCAUUUCCAUUUUGGAUUAAGACAUUUCUAAACAUGUACGGAUCUGCAGUCCCCAUUUCCAAAUGUCCUGUGAGCUCCAAGAAAAGUUGCCAAUGUUUAUUUUCACAACUGCUACUUUUUCAUUGUACUUGGAAACCAAAAUCCUUGCUGCUUUCCCUUUGUAAUGUAAAAAGCAGCUAGUGAACAUUAGCAACAUUCGUCAAUAUUAAUAUACAGCCACGUUCCAAGAAAACCCUUUGUUUUUUGGAAUGUAGCAAAAAUACCCUUUGGAGAAUCCCUUCACCACAUUUAUCACAGGGUAUUAUCAGAAAAAGAAAAGUGAAGGAGUAAUUAGAAGUCGAAAGAAAUAUACAUCCUGCAUCAGGUCUGUGUUAUAUAUGUAUUGUGAAUGUUUUCAUAAUUUUAUUGCCUGUAUGCUGCUUUCAUACAUAUAAUAAAAUUAUUUUGUGAACAGAAGGUCAAAUAAAACAAUCUACAUUGC